AUGUUGUCCAGAACAGCGACUCUUUUCCUGGCACUGACCCCCAGCUCUCUUGCUUGGCAAUGGGGUAAGGCAGGCAAAUGGACUGGUACACAAAGGUUGAACUGCCAUGGUGGUGAGACGUACAUUAAUUACACUACCGUGACUGGAUUCUUCCAGCAGGAUGACUCUGCGACCGAUGCGAGCAGUUUCGACUAUACUGCAUCAAACUUUGGUCUUAUCAACCGCACAUAUGAUACAGACGCAGAAUUUGACCCUGCCGGUACCAAGACGCAAUGGCAGCGUUUCGAGUACUAUGUCAACACUUUGAACGAAGAGGCCGAUUCCAAGACUCAGUAUAAAGUAGUAUACUUUGCCAGGCAUGGCGAGGGCUACCACAACGCAGCAGAGACCUAUUAUGGGACACCAGCUUGGAACUGCUACUGGUCCGAGCAAGACGGCAACGGCACUGUGACAUGGGCAGAUGCCUACCUGACAGAGGCUGGAAUUGCCCAGACCACCAAGGCCAACAACUUUUGGAAGUCUCAACUCGCAGACCAACAGAUGCCUGCGCCGCGUUCCUACUACACGAGCCCAAUGAACCGCUGUACCACGACGGCCAACCUGACAUUUAGCAGCCUGGACCUGCCAGCCGAGUACCCCUUUGUGCCGACGGUCAAGGAGCUGUUCCGCGAGGGCAUCAGCAUCCACACCUGCGACCGACGCAGCAGCCGAACACACAUUGCGAGCCUGUUCCCGUCAUACACCAUCGAGGCGGGCUUCACGGAACUGGACGAGCUCUGGAACGGCACGUAUGCCGAGACCUCGGCCGCGCAGGCCGUGCGCAGCAAAAAGGUGCUCGACGACGUCUUCUCCAACGAUGACGCCGCCUGGAUCAGCGUCACGAGCCACUCGGGCGAGAUCAAGAGCAUCCUGUCCGUGCUGGGCCACCGGACGUUUUCCCUGUCCACCGGCCAGGCCAUCCCCGUGCUCGUCAAGGCGCAGAACCUCAAGACGGAGCCGGCUACUACGACGGUGUCGAGCUGGAGCUACGAGGCAACUUGCACGGCCCCACCCGUCACGAGUAUUGCUGGAACUGGCUGUGUCUGCGCAACGACCACCUCGGCGGCGACCCUGGCAACGGCUUCAGUGGUCGCUAAUGCCACCAUCAGCUCUACGACUGUCUAG
Pestalotiopsis fici W106-1 is the source of this 1164-nucleotide messenger RNA. RefSeq lists its product as uncharacterized. Bases 1 to 1164 code for a protein of 387 amino acids. The record is from RefSeq and is a predicted model, not a curated record. Lineage: Eukaryota; Fungi; Ascomycota; Sordariomycetes; Amphisphaeriales; Sporocadaceae. Gene Ontology annotation, cellular component: cytoplasm. The transcript is spliced from 2 exons. Gene Ontology annotation, molecular function: phosphatase activity.